GGUCAAACAAAGAUGGCGUCGGCAGAUCUGAAAUCUGCAAAUUUCUAACAUCGCUGUGAAGGUUUUAGCGUUUUAACCAGUUAAGCAACAUGGGCGUCACCUGUGUGAGCCAGUGGCCGGUGCCUGAUGGGAAGAGUGGACAGCAGGCGGUGGAGAUGUUACAGCGGCGGUUGGAGGGGACCGGAGCCACCAAGGCAGGGUCAUUCUGUGUGGACUGUGAGACCUACAUGUCAGGACAGUCCAUCUCUCCAUCUAAAACUGCCCAUGUGAUGCACAACACGGAACAUCCCCUGACCUGUUUUGCCAUCAUGGACUCAGGCACAUGUCUGGUGGCAGACAGCAACUUUGAUCAGCUCAUGACAAAACUCAAGGGUUUUUACACACCGAGAAAAGGAGCUAAGAUAGAAGUGAAGGGACCAAGAUAUGAGUAUGUAGACUUCAUAGUGAAGAUAGGGACUGUGACGACAGGACCAACAGCAAGUUCCAGAGGAAUACUGGUGGAGGUUGAAUACACACCAUGUGUGGUGCCCAACGACUGCUGGAGUCUCCUAUCAGAGUUCAUGGGAACAUUCAUGGGAGACAACAAGCCAGCUAUCCCACAAGUUCUAGCCAACAAGCAGGAUGGGGUCUACUCCCCAACAGACACCAUCUUACAAUACUUAGAACACUUCAACAACUACAGAAAAAGCACAGGGAACAAAUAGAGAGACAAACUGUGGUGAUAUUUUUAUUUUUCUAUAUUUGUUAAUUUUACUGUCACCAAGGCAAGUAUUGGUAUAGUAUAAGCAACAAAAGAACAAUGUAGUUCCAAACGCUGUCAACCAUAUAAUCAUUUGAAUUCAUGGCAAUGUUCUGGCAAAUCUGCAAAGUAACAUGAUUUGGAUUAAAACCUGAUGGUAAUCGUA
Messenger RNA from Branchiostoma belcheri (Belcher's lancelet), 905 nucleotides. RefSeq names its product mediator of RNA polymerase II transcription subunit 20-like. The transcript has 5 exons. Gene Ontology annotation, molecular function: transcription coactivator activity. Lineage: Eukaryota; Metazoa; Chordata; Leptocardii; Amphioxiformes; Branchiostomatidae. Gene Ontology annotation, biological process: regulation of transcription by RNA polymerase II. The coding region runs from base 90 to 704 and encodes 204 amino acids. The record is from RefSeq and is a predicted model, not a curated record. Gene Ontology annotation, cellular component: mediator complex.